This is a messenger RNA of Micromonas pusilla CCMP1545, 483 nucleotides long. RefSeq lists its product as uncharacterized. The record is from RefSeq and is a predicted model, not a curated record. Lineage: Eukaryota; Viridiplantae; Chlorophyta; Mamiellophyceae; Mamiellales; Mamiellaceae. The coding region runs from base 1 to 177 and encodes 58 amino acids. The transcript has a single exon.
AUGAGCAAUCGCAUCUCUCGCGGCAGCGCACUUUUCGCGAGAUGCCGAUGGUUCGGGCGCGACGACGCACGGCCGACUCCGGGCUCGCUCGGGAACAUCCACAUCGCCCUCGCUCGCGCGUGUUUCGAUUUCUGCGCGACGUGUUUCGGUCCCGCGACACGUUUCAGGCGUUUUUAACCGCUCGCGUGGGCUCGCGACGGGCGCAGUCCGGAGCCUUCCGCGAGUCCGGAACUUGAGAAAGUUUUUCCUCCUGCGUUCGUCCUCUCUCAGAUCCUCGCUCCGCGACAAGGGACGACCGCGCGCGCGUCGCGGCGACGUGCACGACGAAGACGCGCACCUCGCGGACGUUCGUGAGCUUCCAUUAGCACCUGCCCGUGGACGGCGUGGACGGUGUGGACGGCGCGGACAGGCAGGAGCCCGCCCGCGGUGAAAGUUAGGCACCCGAGUUCGAGUUCGCACAGCUGGCAUCUCCCGACGCGCGAU